AUGGUUGCUGCCUUGCGCCGCACCUCAACGCUGGGGGGGGAUCACCCGCCGCAGUGGUGGUACCCGGGACCCAGCCACGCUGGAUCCCCUGGUGCCCCCGCUGUGGUGACCGAAGCCCGGGGGCCUUUUGGCCCCCGGCACCGUUGGGGUCUGUGGAUCGAUGGCCGCUGGCCAUACCCGAAACUCAGAUUCCUGGAGGGAGCCGCCCCGUGGGAUCCGCCGUUCGCCGGCGUUGUCCACGGGGUCUGGACCCUUCAUCCGAGGGCCACAUGCCGCAGCCUGCCAGCGCCUUCACGGGCGUCUGGUCGGAUCAACUGCGUGCGGACUGGUGCUGAGGAGUUUAGUGGGGGCAAUUGGAUGGUUUCAGCGUCCCCCCGGUACGCCGGGGGUGCCGCCGCAACCGGGCGCCUCGUGCGCCCCUUCCAUUUAACUACAUUCUACCCCCUCGGGGGUCUGGGCUCCCGGGACUCCCCCGCCGCAAGGCGGGUGGGCCCCCGGGACGUCUUGCCAUGA
Messenger RNA from Penicillium crustosum, 513 nucleotides. RefSeq lists its product as uncharacterized. The coding region runs from base 1 to 513 and encodes 170 amino acids. Lineage: Eukaryota; Fungi; Ascomycota; Eurotiomycetes; Eurotiales; Aspergillaceae. The record is from RefSeq and is a predicted model, not a curated record. The transcript has a single exon.